AUGGAAGGGGCACCACGGUAUGCCGGCAUGACCGGGCAAAAGCUCUCUCUGUCCAUCUCGACGGUGGCCACCUGCGGAUUUUUGCUUUUUGGAUAUGAUCAGGGCAUUAUGUCCGGUAUCAUCAGCGCAAAACCAUUUAAUGAUGUUUUCCCUGCUACAAGAGACAAUGCCACAAUGCAAGGUUUCGUCACAGCCAUUUACGAGAUUGGCUGCCUGGCUGGUGCUAUGUUUAUUAUUUGGGCAGGUGACGUUCUUGGACGCCGCAAGUCUAUUAUGCUUGGGGCAACCAUCAUGAUUCUUGGAGUUAUUAUCCAAGUCACAUCAUUCCCCGGCCAUGAUCCACUCGCCCAGUUUAUAGUUGGGCGAGUCAUCACAGGAGUUGGGAACGGGAUGAACACUUCUACGAUUCCGACAUACCAGGCUGAAUGCUCUCGUACAUCGAAUCGAGGGCUCUUGAUAUGUAUCGAGGGCGGCGUCAUCGCGUUUGGUACGCUGAUAUCAUACUGGAUUGAUUUCGGAGCUUCCUACGGUCCGGAGGACUUGACAUGGAGAUUCCCCAUUGCAUUUCAAGUCGUUUUUGGGGUUUUCAUUGUUGUCGGGAUGUGGUUCAUGCCUGAAUCGCCGAGAUGGCUUUGCAUGCACGACAAAUUCGAGGAGGGAGAGAGGGUUAUUGCUGCUCUUCAAGGAAAACCAGUGUCUCACAAUGAUGUUCAAUUACAAAAGACCAUUGUUCUCGACUCUAUCAGGGCAUCCGGAGAAGGAGGUAAAGCUGCACCCCUAUCGGCCGUUUUCUCCAACGGAAAGACUCAGCACUUCCGUCGUAUGCUUCUGGGAGUAUCAUCCCAGAUCAUGCAGCAAAUCGGUGGCUGUAAUGCGGUGAUCUACUAUUUCCCGAUUCUCUUUGAGAAAUCGAUUCAUCAGACCCACACAAUGUCCAUGCUUCUCGGCGGGGUCAACAUGAUCGUCUAUUCCAUUUUUGCCACCACCUCCUGGUUCCUCAUUGAACGUGUUGGCCGCCGUAAGCUCUUCCUGUAUGGCACAGUCGGUCAAUGCCUCUCAAUGGUGCUCACAUUCUCCUGCCUGAUCCCCGGAACAGAAAGCGCCGCCAAGGGUGCCGCCGUCGGGCUAUUCACAUACAUCGCUUCCUUCGGCGCUACAUGGCUUCCUCUACCGUGGCUUUAUCCCGCCGAGAUAUCUCCCAUCAAGACGCGUGCCAAAGCCAACGCCCUCUCCACAUGUUCAAACUGGCUCUUCAAUUUCACCAUCGUCAUGAUAACGCCCGUCAUGCUUGAAGGUAUCGGCUGGGGUACAUAUCUCUUCUUCGCUGUUGUCAACGCAUGUUUCCUGCCAAUAAUAUAUUUCUUCUAUCCCGAGACCGCUCGGCGCAGUCUUGAAGAGAUCGAUCUUAUCUUCGCCAAAGGAUUCACGGAGAACACUAGCUACGUCACCGCAGCCAAGAAUCUGCCAUAUCUGAGCGAGCAAGAGAUUCGGGAGAUGAUGAUUCAGUAUGGUUUGGCGAGUAAUGACGGCUCUCUUGGUGCGGGGAGCGCUUUCACCCCUGGAUCGGAGAUCGAUGGCGAGAAGCACGGCGUGGAGGGGUUGGAUACCCUAGACGAAAGUAGUACCGGCAGUCCUGAUCGUGCAGAGGGAGAAGGGAAGAUGGCAUAGACCCCCACUGGUUUAAAUUUAAAAAGAGGCUAGAUUUUGUUGGUUAACGGAAGACGGGCGAGACUCUCAGCUUUGUUGAAGAGCGAGCCAGUUCUUUACGUUUGAUUCCUUCUCCUUCUCUUUUCCUUUCCUUUCCUUUCUUUUUCAUUUUGGCACUGUAUACUAGAAUCGAGUUGCUCAUAGAGUAGGAAGACCAUGGAUUAAAAUUGUUUGAACUGCC
Molecule: messenger RNA, 1888 nt
Organism: Coccidioides immitis RS
Lineage: Eukaryota; Fungi; Ascomycota; Eurotiomycetes; Onygenales; Onygenaceae
Product: sugar porter (SP) family MFS transporter
Exons: 5
Coding region: 1-1668 (555 amino acids)
Biological process (GO): transmembrane transport; carbohydrate transport
Cellular component (GO): membrane
Molecular function (GO): carbohydrate:proton symporter activity
Source: RefSeq, a predicted model, not a curated record